CUGGGAUCAGAGAUUCCCUCAAAUUACCCGACCCCGGCGGGGUACAGGUGCAUCGCUGAGUGCUGGUGGGCUUAAAGGACUUCGCCGCAGAGUGGCACGACCCUCCGGUCUCCCCACCACAACGACACUGGGACGUCAUGACGAACCCUAACAAAAUUGUUAUAGAGGCCGCGAACGGCACGAAGCCCAACCCCAUCAUCAACAACCUCAUCGUAUCCGGGGCCACGGUGUAUCUGGCUGGCGUGCUGGGGACAGACGCUUCAGGUCAGCUUGUGAGCGGUGGAGUCAAGGCAGAAACGAUCCAGUCUAUGCGCAAUGCGACGGAACGUCUCUCGCAUGUCAACUUAGACCUUUCGGACGUCGUCAGCAUAACCAUUUUCAUCUGCGAUUACGGCAUCAACCUACCUAACCUCAAUGAAGUUUACGGUGGCUGCUUUCCUGAGGGAGCGUCGAUGCCUGUUCGCACCGCUGUCGGUGUCGCUGCCCUGCCCCUCAACGCGGCUGCAGAAUUUUCUAUCAUUGCUGUAAAGCGUCCAUAACAAGAGCUGGUUUGCUCAUAAGUACAUGAUAGCUACUGCCUCCUUCAUGUAUCGAAGUGCGGGAGAGAGG
Molecule: messenger RNA, 609 nt
Organism: Cutaneotrichosporon oleaginosum
Lineage: Eukaryota; Fungi; Basidiomycota; Tremellomycetes; Trichosporonales; Trichosporonaceae
Source: RefSeq, a predicted model, not a curated record